Molecule: messenger RNA, 417 nt
Organism: Lentinula edodes (shiitake mushroom)
Lineage: Eukaryota; Fungi; Basidiomycota; Agaricomycetes; Agaricales; Omphalotaceae
Exons: 1
Coding region: 1-417 (138 amino acids)
Source: RefSeq, a predicted model, not a curated record
AUGGCCUCAUCGUCUACGGGUACCUCUGGUGAUGCACAAGCUAGUUCUAGUGGUGCCUCAGGUACUAGUGGUGUGAUUGGAUCAGACGGUAUCACGAUGAAUGACGGUCAUAAACCUGUCCAACCGAGUGCUACCGCAUUUGUCAGGACCAGGCUCAGCAGUGUAGCGGGGUGCCUGUAUCAAUUGUUGAGGGAAUUGCAAGUACGGGGACUUUCCUCUCCAUACACUGAAGAAUCCCAAGAGGUAAUCUUUUUCAUCCUUCUACCUAUAUACUUUGGUAACUUCGACAUCGAUCGUAGGAAUCCGUUCAAAUCUCUCAAGAAGAACAGAUCCAAUCUCUUCGUGCAGAAUACCGCAAUACUCUUCGCCUCUGUCAAAGUCUCUCACCGCGCAUGGGUUACUCAAGCCCGCCGUUAG